AUGAGAACUCUUCAAAUUUUUACACUGUUCACAAUAGCAUUAACAAUAUUGCUUGACGCAUAUACAAAUGCUGCCCAGGAUGAUCCAGGAUUUACGAGAGUUAUGCUUACAAAAAAAACUAAUCAUGGCAAAACUUCAGAAGAGUUCAUUAAAAGAGAUUAUACUUACAUAAAUCAAAAAUAUCAGAGAUUAAAAAAACGUCAAUCUCCAACUUCGAUCAUAACUUUAACUGAUGAACCAGUUUCGAACAAUGAUGUGGGUUAUUAUGGUCCUAUAACGAUUGGUAAUCAAAAUUUUAGCGUAACUUUUGAUACUGGUUCUUUGGAUCUUUGGGUUCCAGAUACUUCUUGUACUUCAUGUGGAAAUCAUAAUAAAUUUGAUCCUUCAAAAUCUUCUACUUUUCAAACUUCAAAGACUAGCUUCACUUUAUCUUAUGGUCUUACUGUUAACCAAUCUGUUACUGGUUAUCAAGGUCAAGAUACCGUCACAUUCGGUGGUAUCUCAAUAUCACAACAAACUUUUGGAUUAGCCACAAGCGAACCUUUUUCAGAUUUAGCAGAAGAUGGAAUUCUUGGUCUUGGGGCUAAGAAUGUAGAAGGUUUUAAAGUGAAUGGUGUUAUGCAAUCGAUAAAAGCUCAAAAAAAAUUAUCCAAAAAUAUAAUUGCAUUUCAUUUAGCAAGAAAAAAAAGUAAUUCAAAAGAUGUAGCCUUUGCAACACUUGGUGGUAUUGACCAAACCGCCGUUUCAGGAUCAGUCGGAUAUAAUAGUGCAAACGUUUCAUUAGGGGUUUGGAUAAUUGAAUUAACUGAUAUUAAGGUUGAUGGAAAAUCUAUUGGUUCCGUUCCAACAGCUCCAGCUGUUAUUGAUACUGGUACUAGUUUGAUCUACGGUCCCCCUUCGGUAGUUGAAGCAAUUCAUUCUUCAAUUCCUGGUGCUGCUAUUUAUUCACAAGGUCAACAGAAAAUUUAUACCGUUCCAUGCAAUACAAAAUCUAUAGUUUCACUUUCAUUUGAUAGCGGAUCAUAUUCAAUCGACCCUAAAGAACUUAUUUUUACUACCAGUGAUUCAUCGUUAUGUGCUUCAGGUAUACAAGGAAGCCCUGACAAUUUUUGGUUAAUUGGUGAUGUGUUUUUGUCAAGUGUUGUUAGUGUAUUUGAUUUUGAUAAUAAUCAAGUUGGAUUUGGUCAAGCAAAAAUAAUGUCUAGUCCUGAUAAUGUUAUUUCUAAUGGUGUAAAGAUUUCUCCACCAGUUUUCUGGAAAACUUUU
This is a messenger RNA of Dentiscutata erythropus, 1266 nucleotides long. Lineage: Eukaryota; Fungi; Glomeromycota; Glomeromycetes; Diversisporales; Gigasporaceae. The record is from the annotation of a GenBank genome assembly.